Dicentrarchus labrax (European seabass) is the source of this 1897-nucleotide messenger RNA. RefSeq names its product aromatase (gene cyp19a1a). The record is from RefSeq and is a predicted model, not a curated record. Gene Ontology annotation, molecular function: monooxygenase activity; iron ion binding; oxidoreductase activity, acting on paired donors, with incorporation or reduction of molecular oxygen. The transcript has 8 exons. The coding region runs from base 32 to 1684 and encodes 550 amino acids. NCBI's taxonomy places the organism in Eukaryota, Metazoa, Chordata, Actinopteri, Moronidae.
CACACGGAGCAGUUGCUUUUGGUUAUUUUAAAUGGAUCUGAUCUCUGCAUGUGAACGGGCAAUGACUCCUGUAGGUUUGGACACCAUAGUGGCAGACCUGGUCUCCACGUCCCCAAAUGCUACUGCAGUGGGAUCACCAGGCAUCUCAGUGGCAACCAUAACCCUAAUACUGCUUGUCUGUCUGCUGCUGGUUGCCUGGAGCCACACAGACAAGAAUACUGUACCAGGUCCUUCUUUCUGUCUGGGAUUGGGGCCACUUCUGUCAUACCUGAGAUUCAUCUGGACUGGUAUAGGCACAGCCAGCAACUACUACAACAACAAGUAUGGAGACAUUGUCAGAGUAUGGAUCAAUGGAGAGGAGACCCUCAUACUCAGCAGGGCCUCAGUUGUGCACCAUGUACUGAAGAAUGGACAUUAUACUUCACGUUUUGGGAGCAAGCAGGGACUCAGCUGCAUGGGCAUGUAUGAGAGAGGCAUCAUAUUUAACAACAAUGUAACUCUGUGGAAACAGAUACGCAACUAUUUCUCCAAAGCCCUGACAGGUCCGGGCUUGCAGCAGACAGUGGAGGUUUGUGUCUCCUCCACACAGACUCACCUGGACGACCUGGACAAGUUGGAUAAUGUGGAUGUCCUCAGUUUGCUGCGCUGCACAGUGGUCGACAUCUCCAACAGACUCUUCCUGGGUGUACCUGUCAAUGAGAAAGAGCUGCUGCUGAAGAUUCAGAAGUAUUUUGACACAUGGCAGACUGUGCUGAUCAAACCAGACAUUUACUUCAAGUUUGACUGGAUUCACCAGAGGCAUAAGACAGCAGCCCAGGAGUUGCAAGAUGCCAUAGAGAGUCUUGUAGAACAGAAGAGGAGAGAUAUGGAGCAGGCAGAUAAACUGGACAUCAACUUCACUGCAGACCUCAUAUUUGCACAGGUUUGUCUGAGAACUGAAUCUCCUCCAUUUCUUUCUCAGAUUUCAAAGAAAAGCUGCCAAGUAGAGCCAUUCAACUUAUUCACAUUUAUGUGUUUUCAGAACCGUGGCGAACUGACUGCUGAGAAUGUGAGGCAAUGUGUGUUGGAGAUGGUGAUUGCAGCACCAGACACUCUGUCUGUCAGCCUCUUCUUUAUGCUGCUGCUCCUCAAACAGAAUCCAGACGUGGAGCUGCAGCUGCUGCAGGAGAUAGACACUGUUGUAGGUGAAAGACAGCUUCAGAACGGGGACCUUCAGAGGUUGCAGGUGCUGGAGAGCUUCGUCAACGAAUGCUUGCGCUUCCACCCUGUGGUGGAUUUCACCAUGCGUCGAGCCCUGUCUGACGACAUCAUAGAUGGCUACAGGGUACCGAAGGGCACAAAUAUAAUUCUGAACACCGGCCACAUGCACCGGACAGAGUUUUUCCUCAAACCCAAUGAAUUUAAUCUGGACAACUUUAAAAAAAAUCCUCCUCGCCGCUACUUCCAGCCAUUCGGUUCAGGCCCUCGCGCCUGUGUUGGUAAGCACAUCGCCAUGGUGAUGAUGAAGUCCAUCCUGGUGACGUUGCUCUCCCAGUACUCUGUUUGCCCCCAUAAGGGCUUGACCCUCGACUGCCUCCCACAGACCAACAACCUCUCCCAGCAGCCUGUAGAGCAUCAGCAGGAGGCCGAACAUCUCAGCAUGAGAUUCUUAUCCAGACAGAGAGGUAGCUGGAAAACACUCUGAGACCUUUGUUUUCUUCAUUUGUAUCUAUACAUUUAUACAGAAUACAUACUUACAUACUAUAUGAUCUUCAUUACUUCAUUCAUAUUAUCUUAUGACUGUACAAAGCUAGUUUUAUAUUUUAUAUGUAUUAAAAUUGUAUUUCUACUUGAGCUAUUAUGUGAAAUGUACGUUUGGACAUGCUAUUACUGAAGUAAAUGUAAAUUAUUGUGCCAA